Molecule: messenger RNA, 1323 nt
Organism: Hibiscus syriacus
Lineage: Eukaryota; Viridiplantae; Streptophyta; Magnoliopsida; Malvales; Malvaceae
Exons: 4
Coding region: 1-1323 (440 amino acids)
Biological process (GO): DNA integration
Molecular function (GO): nucleic acid binding
Source: RefSeq, a predicted model, not a curated record
AUGGCUAUCACAAUUGAAGAGAUAGUUUCUUCUACUGAUGAGUAUUGGAAGAUGACUUUCGAUGGUGCAUCGAAUGCCUUGGGGCACGGGAUUGGAGCCAUUCUGGUCUCACCUGGUGGAGAACACUAUCCUUUCACUAGCAUAUUGAAUUUUGAUUGCACGAAUAAUAUGACCGAGUAUGAAUCAUGUAUUAUAGGUCUUAGAGCUGCCAUUGAGCAUAAAGUAAAAGCACUCAAAGUAGAGGAAAAUCAGAUGGCGGAUGCUCUGGCCACUUUAGCAUCAGCUUACAAAGUCAAUGAGUAUUCGAGCAUGGUGUCUAUUACAAUGCAAACCUAUGAAUAUCCACCCCAUUGUUAUAGUAUAGAAAAUGAAGAGGAUGAGAAUCCAUGGUAUCGAGACAUCCUUAAAUACAUUAAAUAUCAAAGUUACCCCGAGCAGGCAACUGAGAAUGAGAGAAGAACUAUUCGGAGGUUGGCUGCAAGAUAUGUGCUUGAUGGCGAGAUCUUGUACAAGAAAAGUCAUGAUCAGAUUUAUAGGGAUAAGCUCCACACUCCUCCACACCCAUUACACGUGAUGAUUUUUCCAUGGCCAUUCUCUAUGUGGGGCAUGGAUGUUAUUGGGCAAAUUACACCCAAAGCUUCUAAUGGACAUCGCUUCAUAUUGGUGGCAAUAUACUACUUCACUAAGUGGGUAGAAGCUGCUUCUUAUGCAAAUGUUACUCAGUUAACAGUUUGCAAAUUCUUGAAAAGAGAAAUUAUCUAUCGAUAUGGGUUGCCAGAAAGGAUUAUUACUGACAACACCUUGAAUUUAAACAACAAGAUGAUGGGAGAUUGGCAUGAUAAGUUACCAUUUGCUCUAUUUGCCUAUCAAACUUCAGUAAGGACGUCAACUGGGGCAACUCCGUUCUCCUUAGCCUAUGGGAUGGAGUCUGUAUUACCUAUCAAAGUUGAGAUUCCAUCACUUCGGGUGCUAUCAGAGGUUAAGCUAGAUGAAGCAGAAUGGAUGCAAGCUAGAUAUAACCAGCUAAAUUUGAUUGAGGAAAAAAGAUUAAAAGCUAUAUGUCAUGGGCAAAUGUAUCAGAAACGUAUGAUAAGGGCACAUAACAAAAAGGUUCACCCACGAGAAUUUCAGGAGGAAGAUCUGGUACUAAGAAAGAUUUUACCAAUUCAGAAAGAUUUUCGAGGUAAAUGGAUGCCCAAUUGGGAAGGACCUUAUGUGGUAAAUAAAGCCUUUUCUGGUGGAGCUUUGAUUCUCACUAAGAUUGAUGGACUAGAAUUACCUAACCCUGUGAAUGUUGAUGCAGACAAGAAAUAUUUUGCUUGA